Cydia splendana is the source of this 1577-nucleotide messenger RNA. It is a transcript of the gene Bub3, whose product is annotated as mitotic checkpoint protein BUB3. The transcript is spliced from 6 exons. The record is from RefSeq and is a predicted model, not a curated record. NCBI's taxonomy places the organism in Eukaryota, Metazoa, Arthropoda, Insecta, Lepidoptera, Tortricidae. Gene Ontology annotation, cellular component: kinetochore; bub1-bub3 complex; mitotic checkpoint complex. The coding region runs from base 197 to 1195 and encodes 332 amino acids. Gene Ontology annotation, molecular function: ubiquitin binding. Gene Ontology annotation, biological process: mitotic spindle assembly checkpoint signaling.
AAAACGAAACAAAACGUCACUUAAGUCGCUAAACCGAACCAAGCUCCGCGAUUUCGUUGAUUUCUUUAUUGUUUUAGCUUUGCAGCACCGGCAUUGGCAUUUUAUCGCUUGUAAUAAGUAACGUCGACCUUUUCAACAGAACGGACAAUUUUAUUAACCAAAGUUACUAGACAAACCUAACAAAAUUGCUUCCACAAUGACAGUGACGCGGGUCGCGGAAUCCCGCACCGAAUUUAAACUGAAAAGUCUGCCCGAAGACGUGAUAUCGAGUGUUAAAUUUGCUCCUAAGUCCAACCAAUUUCUUCUGGUGUCAUCUUGGGACUGCUCCGUGAGGCUGUACGAUGUGAGCGGGAAUGUGGAGCGGCAUAAAUACAACCAUGAGCUUCCCGUGCUGGAUGUCUGCUUUAGGGAUGCUGUCCAUUCAUACAGUGGAGGGCUCGACCAGACACUCAAGAUGUAUGACCUCAAUGCAGGCUCGGAAACAAGCCUCGGUGAGCACAAGGGCGCUAUUCGCUGUGUGGAGUAUGCAAAUGAAGUCAAUGCUGUCUUGACAGGGAGUUGGGACGGAACUGUUAAAAUGUGGGACAGCAGAGUACCCAAUUGUGUUGGAACAUAUAAUCAAGGAAAUGAGAGGGUAUACACCAUGAGCAUAGUUGGUGAGAAGUUUGUAGUGGGCACGUCCGGCCGCAAGAUCUUUGUCUGGGAUGUCCGCAACAUGGGGCACGUAAAUCAGCGGCGUGAAUCCUCACUCAAGUACCAGACAAGAUGCAUCCGAGUCUUCCCUAACAAACAGGGUUACGUGCUGAGCUCUAUCGAGGGUCGCGUGGCGGUGGAAUACCUGGACAGCAAUCCAGAGGUCCAGAAGAAGAAAUACGCCUUUAAGUGUCACCGGAUCAAGGACGGAGGCUUAGAAAAGAUUUACCCGGUGAACGCCAUCAGCUUCCACUCCGUGUACAACACAUUCGCGACGGGCGGCUCUGACGGCUAUGUCAACAUCUGGGACGGCUUCAACAAGAAGAGACUCUGUCAAUUCCACAGGUACAACACUGCGGUAUCUUCCCUCUCGUUCUCGGCGGACGGGUCGGCGCUGGCCAUCGCGUGCUCGCAGCUCGACGAGUCUCAACAGGAGGACCCGAAGCCCGAGGACACCAUCUACAUCCGAUACGUCACCGACCAGGAGACCAAGCCCAAAUGAGUACCGCUUAGUUCAAGCCCGACAGUCUACGACUAGUUUACGACGUUAACAUUGCCUGAUCGUGACAGUGUGUUGAUUUGAACUCUAAGGGUAGGUAUUCCACGUGUCCAAUUUCUUUGUCCAAUGUAAUUGCGUCUCACUGUCUCACUAAGCAAAAUGUGAGACGCAAAACACAUUGGACAGGUGGAAUGCCACCCUAAGCAACAUACUACAGACAAUAUCGACUAUCUGGAUCUGGUUGUAAUACUAAUAAAGUUCGUUAACUUCAUUCGACUUUUCAGUUCCCUGUGUGAAUGAUGCCGAUAGUAUUCGCAAUAACCUUUUCAAACACUUAUGUAUUUGUAAGAAAGGGAUAAAUCAUAAUUUACCUAAAUCAGGCCCG